Messenger RNA from Aspergillus affinis, 486 nucleotides. Its product is annotated as WD domain-containing protein. NCBI's taxonomy places the organism in Eukaryota, Fungi, Ascomycota, Eurotiomycetes, Eurotiales, Aspergillaceae. Bases 1 to 486 code for a protein of 161 amino acids. The record is from RefSeq and is a predicted model, not a curated record. The transcript is spliced from 2 exons.
AUGCUGUUCCACCUUUCCUUCCGUGACUUUCUGGUUGAUAAGACACGAUGCACAGACGAGACUCUAUUUAUUGAUGAACAGCAAGCAAACAAGAAGUUGUUUAACCUGUGCAUGGACAUUCUUCCGAGAGUUCUGCAGAGAAACAUCUGCAAAUUUCCACACCCCGCAGCGACACCAUGUGAGCUCUCACAUGAGACCAUCGACAAGCAACUUCCCCAAGCAGUCCAGUAUGCGUGCCAGUACUGGGGCGAGCAAAACUGUUCUACAAAAUCUGUUCAGCCCAACGAAGCCUCGAAACUUCUGGCAUUCUUCAAAGGGAGCUUUCUUCACUGGCUAGAAGCUCUAAGCCUUGCAAGGAAGAUGGCGCAUGCGAUCCCCACAUUAACCAACCCAGAGACUCACACUACCGAUGUGAAUGAUUCUGAGUUAUAUUAUUACAUUGUUAAUGCACGAAGAUUUGUCAUCCAUCAUAACAUAACUAACUAA